Messenger RNA from Ruditapes philippinarum (Manila clam), 4763 nucleotides. RefSeq names its product follicle-stimulating hormone receptor-like. Gene Ontology annotation, molecular function: protein-hormone receptor activity; G protein-coupled receptor activity. The record is from RefSeq and is a predicted model, not a curated record. Gene Ontology annotation, biological process: G protein-coupled receptor signaling pathway. Gene Ontology annotation, cellular component: membrane. The transcript is spliced from 9 exons. NCBI's taxonomy places the organism in Eukaryota, Metazoa, Mollusca, Bivalvia, Venerida, Veneridae. The coding region runs from base 593 to 3685 and encodes 1030 amino acids.
AAAAUCAUUUUAUAAAUUACACCACAGUCAUAUCACUGAUAACCGAUAAUAAAUGUUUUUAAUAUUAAAUUUACGUUCUUUCUAAUGUUUGAAAUCCAAUAUAAAAUGAAAUAUAAAAUGUCUGUUAGAUAGUGGAAUGAGUGCUUAAACGGAUAUAUAGUCAACAAAAAGUGUUAAGUAGAAUGAAGUUCGCAAUGCAUUGCAAAAUGUAAAAUCAUUGGAAACCUGUUCUUGUCUGAGUUUUGAGUUUAUUUUACUGAAAAAGUCGACUAACCAGGAAUUUAUCGUUCAAUCAAACAAAUUAAAAUAGAGGACUGAAGUUGAAGUAAUUGUAAAAAUAUAGAAAGUCAUUUAAGCAUUAACUAAUAUCAUAAUGGAAAUAAAAUUAGUCACUUAUAGUGAAACUGUAACUGUGUUAGGAACUCAUAAUAUAUAUGGUUCCUUUUUGUAUGUGGAUUAAGCGGUAGAAAGCAGACCAAAGCUAGUUGUCUGGUAAUAUAUUAAUUCAUUUAGAUAGCAAAAUGGAAGGAGAUGUGUGAACUAUUAUUGACAUUUUUAUUAUGUUUAUUAUAGACGAUAAAAGGCACUAGUUAUGGAGCUGCAUCUUACCGUGUGUCUUUUGCUUAUAUUUAAUUACUGUAUUGUAAGAACAGAAGCUUACUGUGACAAAGAUUGUUCUUGCAAAGUGACAAAAUCAGGCAAAAUUCUUGUUACUUGUGCCGGCAAAAAUAUAAAGGAUGUUCGGUCAACUCUUCCAAGAAAUGCCACAGAACUAUACUUUAGUGGGACAAAUAUCCGGACGGUACCUUCAAAUUCGUUCUCAAUAUAUCCCGAACUAACAGAAUUAUUUUUCCGAGACACCUCCUCGGAGCCUUGCAAGUUGGAAACUCUUGAACCAGGGGCGUUUGACGGUUUGGUAAAGCUGGAAACAUUGGGAAUGAUCGGCUGCAAUUAUCUCACACACAUUGGCGCUGGAGUUCUAAAAACGUUCCAAAAUCUUGAAACACUGCACGUGUAUCGAAGCGGGCUACAAUCUGUACCAGAUUUAUCUCAAUUCAAAACAUUAAAUCCGGACAUGAACGGGAUCAUGAGGGAAAUUGAUUUUCACAAUAACCGAAUAAAAAAGAUACAAACAGAAGACUUCCUAGGUGUCAAAACUGAUAUGUUAAAGCUAGAGGAGAAUAAGAUUUCUAGUGUAGCUGCAAAAUCAUUUAGAAACGCAACAAUAGUCAGUCUGUCACUCAACAUGAACACACAACUAACAGAUGUCGAUGACAAUGCAUUUGAAGGCAUUAUACUUCUUAAUAAACUCGACUUAUCAAACACAAAGAUAUCCAGCCUUCCAACAAAGGGCCUUAGCGGAUUGCGUUAUCUUAUUCUUAAAAACACGCCUUCGAUGAAACAUUUACCUUCAGUACUUGAAUUUACAAAAAUAGAGAGAGCAGAACUUACAUAUCCACAUCAUUGUUGCGCUUUUAAAAAUCCAGAAAAGCAAGAUCCUUCAGCUUGGAAGGCUAAACAAGCACAGGAAAUUAUUAAUAAAGCAUGCGCUAUUUCAACAACCCCGUUUUCUACUACACAGAAAACAAGCACUACUCAGAUUUCUCAAUUAGGAUGGAUGUCGCCAAGGGAUGAUGCCUUUACCAACAACCACUUUGGUAAAUUUGGAAAUAAACGUAAGAAAAGGCACAGUGAUGAUGGAUUUGGAACUUUAAAAAUUCCUAAUAAUACAAAUCAUGGAUCUCCUCAAAUGGUUGACAUAUUUUGGAAUGCUGGUCACAAUAUGCAUAAUCAGAAUUUUCACAAGUCUACAGUAUCUGUCAAUGAAAAUGUUACACAGAGAGCAGAUUGUGGAGAAAUUUAUAUAUAUAACAGAAAUGUUGAAUGCACUCCGGAACCGGACGCAUUUAAUCCGUGCGAAGAUGUUAUGGGAUAUGAAUGGCUGAGAGUAACGGUUUGGUUCGUUCUUCUUGCAGCUUUACUUGGCAACAGUGUAGUGUUAAUCGUGCUUACGUCCAGUCGUGGAAAGUUCACCGUUCCUAAAUUCUUGAUGUGUAAUUUGGCAUUUGCUGAUUUCAUAAUGGGGGUGUAUUUAAUUCUUCUUGCUUCAAUAGACGUUCGGACUUUGGGCGAGUAUUUUAAUCACGCAGUCAAAUGGCAAAAUGAAGGUGGUUGCCAAGCAGCCGGAUUUUUGUCAGUGUUUUCAAGCGAGUUGUCUGUGUUUACACUAACCAUUUUAACACUUGAGAGAUGGUAUGCCAUAAGCCACGCUAUCCAUUUGAACAAGAGGUUAAAGCUCAGGCAAUCGGUUGCACUGAUGGUUCUAGGGUAUACAUUUGCCUCAAUAUUGGCUCUGUUACCUCUCAUAGGAAUAAGUAGUUACGGUAACGUAAGUAUUUGUCUUCCUAUGAGGGCACAGAGUGGAGUUGAUAUUGGAUAUAUUGUUUCACUAUUGAUUAUGAACGGAAUAAUGUUCCUUGCCAUUUGUUUCUGUUAUAUAAGUAUGUUCCUUAAAGUGAAAGGCAGUGCCAGUACACGUAGAAGUAAUGACGCCACAAUAGCUAAACGGAUGUCAAUAUUAGUUAUCACAAAUUUUGCUUGUUGGGCACCAAUUGCUUUUUUUGGACUCACGGCAUCCGCUGGGGUGCCGUUUAUUGAUAUCACACAUUCAAAAAUUCUCCUUGUAUUUUUUUAUCCAUUAAAUUCAUGUGCUAAUCCAUUCCUUUACGCAAUACUUACCAAACAAUUUAGAAAGGACGUUUUUAUCUUGCUGGGAAAGUUUGGUAUUUGCGUUGAAAGAGCAAAUAUGUAUCGUGGUACAGUCACAUCUAGAUUAUCUCAUUCACGUGGUCAUAAAGACUCAACGUCGCAUCGAAUACACAGACACACUGAAUCAGUGCUUACGCAUCUAAGUGGAAGUAAUCAAAGCUCUAGAUCAUGUGUUAACGGAACUCCAAAAGUUCACCCAUCCCAUCGUAGAUCAUCUUCAGAAGCCCAGCCAUUUAUAGAAAGAAGAAGCCACCUUGAUAGAGCAGCUGAAUUUGCUAAUAAAGAACCUAUGUUGGCGGGAGAAGAUAGCAUGCUGGACUCUUGGGAACCAAAUGAUCCUAAUGAUGUUCAAAAACCUCCGCAUCCUACAUAUAUUCGUAGUGUAAGCGAUUAUGUUGCGUUUGGUGUGAGGAAACUGCCGGAUAAAUCUCAUUUAAGAACACGGACAAGUGUUGACACAUUUCUAAGUAACAGUACCGACACCACUUACGUUAGUGAAAAUUCGCCUUCGCAAGAUGAUGUGUGGCAGAUGAGAAAAGAUGUACAUGAACUGAAGAAUAAUGCCGACGAAAGAGAAACUGAAACAGUAUUAAGUGAAUCAAAGGUUACAAGUCCUACACAGCAUGCAGACGAGGAAAUGUGUCAAUCUGUGCAGAACAUGAAUACAUUAUCGAUGUCGGUAGACUCAGAUAAAAAAGAUGUGAGUCCUCGAGUCAAAAAGGAAAAGUCUGAAAUAAAAUCAUCCUACAGACCUGUAAAUAGUACUUUACAUGAACUUAGAUCUAGAUUUCGACGAAGUCCUUCGCUAAGCAGCCUUGAUGAGGGUAAUGAAAUGCGCUUAUUGGCUAAUACGCCAUAUAAUGGAUCGUGUUUAUACGAUGAAGAAGGAACUGAAAUGUUGUCCGGUAAUGUGUGAUCCUUUAUUAUCAUUUUAUAACUCGGCAUAUAUUCGGCAUCAUUCGCUACUUUCCAUACCUCACCGAGGAAUUGACAAUAUUGCUUUGCUCUUUCGCAUGUUGCGAAACGAGACACGAUUAAACAUCUCGAAUGUUUUGCCAUUUUUAAGGCGUAUAUUACCUUAAAUUUUAUUUAUUUAACGUUUAAAAUGGUGAUGAUAAUUUUGAAUUUAUAUUGUACAUCCAUUUUUCCCUCUUCCUAUAUUGUUGUGCUUACGCUUUAGUAGUUGAAACAUAAUAAGAUUGAUAUGUACACACUUUCACAAAAACAUAUUUACUUUUGGAUAUAUGUCAAUUUUUAAAUAGAAAUCCACUUACAAUCGGGUUUGCCUGUUGAUAAAUUCUGUCAAAGAUGGUAAUCGCAGCAUUUUAACUGAUGUACUAUAUUUGAGUUUUCGCCUGGCGUCUAUGAUUCUAAAUAUGAAAUGAAUAUGAAAUGUGUAAUUUUAUGCUUUUGUUAAAAUUGUUUUAACGUACGUGUUUGAUAUUUGUCAGAGACACCUUGUUGCUCAUAAUCUGUUUGUUUAUCAUGUUUUAAAACUGAUAAUAACACUUAAGCGAAUAAUUUACUUUACAUCGGAUUACUAAUAUUCAUUCAUAAAAAACCCAAAAAAAACAAAGAGGUAUAUUCCUGAUGCCUAUUGAUUUGAAAUAUUGUUUAGAUGAAACACUGUUAUGUGAAUCUGCUUUGCUUUCAUUUGAAAAACUCGUUAUGGUACAAAUUAAUAUGUCUGUUAUACGCUUAUUUAUUAGCACUUUCAUAUGUUUUCGUCACUGCUUUUAUCUUAUAUUACAGUGUCAAUACUAACAAAUUUAAGUGCAUCUUCUAACAAAUAUAUAAUUUCUGAUUUUACAGAAAUGAGAUAAAGAUUAGGUAAUCAUUGAACAUACUGACAAUCCAUAAAAUAAAUGUGAUUUAUUAUUGUUAUCUUGUGUCACGUGUCAUAGUCUAAUUUCGAUAUAUCUAUUCCAUCCUAUUGAUUGUGUUCAAUAAAUUGUUAUAAAUAAAGUAUUGUUUUGAAUAUUUUUGUUUCAGUU